UCAGCAUCUUCAGCUCCCAGGUCCGUCAGCUCCAGAGCCACUUUCAGUGAGACUGAUGUACCAGAAGAUUACCCGGGUCGAAAACACAUAACGCAACCCAAGAAGCCUGCUGCAAAAACAACGCCCUUCCAAAGCUAGUUUGAAAAUAUCACGCCUUUGAAACCAAGUGCGAGUCCUUCAGCUUAAACCAGCAGUUCAUGCCAAAGUACAGAAAUCUCAACAUCAAUGCUGAAGAGGACCUGCUGAGAACAUACCUGUGGAGGUGUCAGUUUCUCCUUCCCUUGGUCUCAAUGGCUCUGGUCGUCCUCGCCGGCCUUGUAGGGCUCUGUGCCUGCCUCUGCCGUAGCUUCACUCCAACCUUGGUUGUGGGUGUACUACAUUUUCUAGCAGGUCUUUGCACUCUGGGCAGCGUCUGCUGUUUCCGGGCAGGGGUUGAUUUACUCAAUUAUUACCACCCGCCUCCCAAAGGCGUGAAGGGCUCCAUGGGCUGG
Molecule: messenger RNA, 491 nt
Organism: Oryzias melastigma (Indian medaka)
Lineage: Eukaryota; Metazoa; Chordata; Actinopteri; Beloniformes; Adrianichthyidae
Product: cilia- and flagella-associated protein 97
Biological process (GO): spermatogenesis
Source: RefSeq, a predicted model, not a curated record